Molecule: messenger RNA, 714 nt
Organism: Alnus glutinosa
Lineage: Eukaryota; Viridiplantae; Streptophyta; Magnoliopsida; Fagales; Betulaceae
Exons: 1
Coding region: 1-714 (237 amino acids)
Source: RefSeq, a predicted model, not a curated record
AUGCCUCCUAGACGCCGUCCCCUCUGUGACUCUAAUCGUGUCCCUCAUCCUAAAGAAAAUGGUGAGGAAGAUCUGCCACCCCCACCUCCACCGCCACCAUUCAAUGAUGGCAUACACCCAGCUUUAAUACAACUUAUAGCUGACACCACUAGGCAUCUGGCCGAAGCAAUAUCACGAAUUCCGCGACCCAAUGAACGAGCCGAACCCAUAGGUUGUUCAUUACGCGAUUUUGCUAGCUAUCACUUUCGAACUUUUGAAGGAACGGAAGGGUCGACUGUUGCAGAAGCUUGGCUCACAGAUAUAGAUGUACUGUACACUACCCUCGGUUGUAAAGAUGAGCAGAAGGUUCAGUACAUUGUACUGCAGCUGACGGGUGAAGCUAAGAGAUGGUGGACUACAAGGAAGGUGCUACUUGGAGGAGGAACAGUAAUUACUUGGGAGAUGUUUAUGGAAGAGUACAAUCGACGUUUUUUCCCUCGAUCUCAUAGGCAACUACAAGCGAUAGAAUUCCAAAAUCUAGUCCAAGGUGACCUGACUGUAGAGCAAUAUUCCUCCCGAUUCAUGGAGCUAGCUCAGUUCACAGCCAAUCGUAUCCCUGACGAAGAAACGAAAGCGGAACGAUUCGAGAAUGGCCUCAACCCUCGUAUCAGGGAGAGUGAUUUGUCUGGAAAUAAAGGAAUACGCCAGAUUGGUAGAAGUUGCGUCUCUAGCUGA